Messenger RNA from Triticum dicoccoides, 1524 nucleotides. Its product is annotated as monoacylglycerol lipase-like. Bases 227 to 1399 code for a protein of 390 amino acids. The record is from RefSeq and is a predicted model, not a curated record. The transcript is spliced from 8 exons. NCBI's taxonomy places the organism in Eukaryota, Viridiplantae, Streptophyta, Magnoliopsida, Poales, Poaceae.
UUCCAAGCGCCACGGCGAAUGUCUACGUUAGAAAACUCUCGCCAAAUAUAAACAUCGAGCUCAAGGAGAGACCGAGGGGGAGAUUUGACGACAGAUUUCUCGCGAAGCGAAGAAGCUUCCAUUGCCAGAUCCCUCCCGCUUCCGCCCCCGUUGUUCCAUUCGAGCCCACCGUUUCCACCAACGCUCCCUCCUCCUCGGAGCGACCCGCCCGCCGCGCUCGGCCGACAUGUGGGCCCCGGCGGCCUCGCCGGCGGGCAGAGCGCCCCGACCACCCCUGCGGUUGCCGGCGGUGGUUCGGGUCGUCGUCCCGCUGCCUGUCGCGGCGAGGGCGCGGCGGCUGCCGCUGCAGCCCAGUCGGCUCUGCCUAGCCGCGCCGCGUGCAUCGGAAAUGGCGGCCGCGGCCGAGGACGGGGAGGGGGAGGGGGAGAGGAGGUGGUGGAGGGGCGCGGAGGAGAUGGACGCGGCUGUGAGGCGCGAGCUGGCGAUCCGGAGGCUGCAGGAGGAAGCGGAGGAGGCGGGGACGGGGAGGAGUAGGCGGGAGUUCGCCGUGUUCGAGACGGCAAGGGGAGACACGCUCUUCACCCAGUCGUGGACUCCCGCCGCCGCCGACCCCGUCAGGGGUAUUGUUGUUCUGCUACAUGGUCUGAAUGAGCAUAGUGGAAGAUACGACCAUUUUGCAAAGUUGUUGAAUGAUCAAGGUCUUAAAGUUUAUGCGAUGGACUGGAUCGGACAUGGCGGAAGUGAUGGUGCGCAUGGUUAUGUUUCAUCGCUUGAUCAUGCUGUUGGUGACUUGAAAGAAUUUUUAGAGGAUGUCGUCUUAGAAGAAAACUAUGGCUUGCCAUGCUUCUUAUUUGGCCACUCCACAGGUGGAGCUAUUGUUUUGAAGGCAGCACUAGACCCUUGUGUGGAAGUUCAUAUAGAAGGUUUGAUCUUGACCUCGCCAGCUAUUCACGUUCAGCCAUCUCAUCCGAUUAUCAAAGUUGUUGCACCAAUCUUCUCGGUGCUAGCUCCGAAAUACCGGGUUAGUGCUUUGCAUAAGAGAGGACCUCCUGUUUCCCGUGAUCCAGAGGCUCUGAAGAUCAAGUAUGCAGAUCCACUUGUGUAUACUGGACCGAUUAGAGUUAGAACAGGCAACGAAAUCCUCCGGAUAUCAUCAUACUUGCAGAGAAACUUAAGUAGAGUUACAGUCCCUUUUCUAGUUCUUCAUGGGACAGCUGACACGAUAACUGACCCAAGAGCAUCCCAACGACUUUACCAAGCAUCAAUGUCGACUCAUAAAUCGAUAAAGCUAUAUGACGGAUAUUUGCAUGACCUUCUCUUCGAGCCUGAAAGGGAUGAUAUAGCCAAUGACAUCAUCACUUGGUUGAGUUCAAGACUUAAUGCUCUCCACAGAUGGUAGUGUUGUUCACAAAUUUGUACCUAAACUAUUAUCAGAAGAUAUCUGUAUGAGGUUUGAGGUACCCCCUCUGUUCCACAGCAGCAUGCAUCGUUUCCUUUGAAAUUUUGGUCUAUACGUCGUUUGUC